Messenger RNA from Megachile rotundata (alfalfa leafcutting bee), 4324 nucleotides. Its product is annotated as nucleolar protein 4-like. Lineage: Eukaryota; Metazoa; Arthropoda; Insecta; Hymenoptera; Megachilidae. The record is from RefSeq and is a predicted model, not a curated record.
GUUGGGGUGAGGAGAUGUGGGGGAGUCGAGAGGAACGGGGGGGCGGCGAGGACGGAGGUGAGGCAGAGCAGUGGAAAGGGUGAGGUGAACGAGAGAAGGGAGGGGGGUCGCCGCCGCGUCGCCAGUCGUCAGUUUGCCGUGAGCGCCUGUGAUGCGAGGACGUUCUAUGACUUUGUCCAAGAGCGUCACGCUCUCUCAGCUGUCGCAGUAACCGGGGAUUUUCUUGUUCGUAGAUUUCGCGUUCACCGGUGUCCGCAGACGACCUUCGAGGACUAUCGUGUGCCGAGUGUGCGGAUCAGUUGAAACUCGCGGCGUGCGCGGGCACGCGACUUGUGCACGCGAUUUCAUUCCUGUUGUUUACCCGCUCGGUGUUUACGGCGUGGUCUUCACCCGUAGGGUGCCGUGUUAAAGAGUCCCCUUUGUGAUGCCCGAACGCUCGGACCCGCCAGCUGAUCACGAUUCCGCCGGUGUUACGUUGGCUCGAUGGACUUUAUAGAGACAGCAGCUCCGUGGUGCAUCACGUACGUGAACGGAACACCGGAUCGGUCUUCGGAAGAGCGGAUCGGUCGUCGAAGGUAGAGUUUUCGUGCGGGCUCGCCGCCCUUCUUUCACUCGCGCUCGACAUCCACAUCGACACCUGCGGCAACCGCGGGAAUUUUAUCGCAACGGUUUGCGGCGCCGCUACGUGGUGUUGUUGCGCGCGGGCUUAAAGUUCGCGGAUCGUGCGCGAGACAAGGACAGACCGCGACGCGCGUUGUGUACGACCGUUCAAUCGGAGUGUUGGAGAACUCUUGGCCAAGUUUGUGAGCGUGGACGAAAUUAUACGAAACCUAUCGCGUCUCCUUAUCAGCGAGGACAGUUUUAAAAGAGGAGCACCGACUUUUGUCACGACGCUUUCGGGGGUGCGAGAGGAGAAUCAGGGAAAACUUGAUAGCCGGCACCGGCAGAGAAACAGAAACGCACUCGCUCCACGAGGAGAAGAAAGACACGCGGCGCAUCGGGACUGAAUAUGUCCGCCAAGCGAAAGGCCACUGCCAUCAUGCAGCACCACAAGGAAAACAUUUCGACCCCGGAGCCAGCCGACAUAUCCGAGGAGGAUCACUACUCGAGCGCGCUCAUGAAAGACGCGGAUAAGCUGAAGCUGAUGCUGCUCGCGUGGAAUUAUAAUCUUCAACAGCAGGCUCAGGCUCAGGCCCAGGCCCAGGUACAGGCCCAGGCCGCCAACGCGGCCCUCUCGCCAAAUAACUCCUCGACAACCACGGCCACCACCGUUGGCACACCUGUCACCAGCCAAUCGGCCAUAUCCACGGCAAACAACACCAUUAACAACUCCACACUUACAGACUCUCGAAACGGUUCGACGGAGCUGGUCGACAUGCCCGCCGGAACAGUACCAAAUUUGGGAGCGGUUGCCGGGGUAGGCAGCGAGGACAUGGCAUCCUUAUGGGCCUCUUACGCCAUGGGCUUGAAGAAGACGCCGCCACCAGCGUCAUCAGCGACGCCCUCGCGAUCCGAUCGCGAUCGCGAAUCCAGCCCGACAGGAGGCGAAGGCACCGGCAGUGCCCACGACGAAACCAGCAGCAGCGGAAACAAAGAGGACGAGGAUGACGACGAUGAAGACGCCGACGAGAGGUUGGACCCCAGACACCACGACCCCGAACGUCAGAAGGCUUUCAACAUGUUCGUCAGGCUGUUCGUCGACGAGAACCUGGACCGUAUAGUGCCCAUCUCUAAACAACCCAAGGAGAAGAUACAGGCAAUUAUCGACAGUUGCACCAGGCAGUUCCCGGAGUUCGCUGAGAGGGCCAGGAAGAGGAUCAGAACGUACCUGAAGAGCUGCAGGAGAAACAAACGGGGCAGGGAGGGCGCACCCUGGGAUGCGGCGAGGCCCACUCCGGCACACUUGACCUCCGUGCAGGCUGAGCAAAUUUUGGCAACAGCCUGCGAAAAUGAGAGCGACAACGCGAAACGCAUGAGACUCGGUCUGGAGCCCGUCUCACAGCCCAUGCCAACUCUUCCGGCCGCAACGCAAACGGAUGUCCGGUCAAGUUUAGAGCAUUUCUCGAGUACACCAGUGAAAUCUCUUCCGGGGAAGAGGGAGGACACACCACCGGCAUCGCUAACGUCCCUGGCGCCGCUAACCAGUUUGGCGAACUUGCCGAGUAGCACCCUCUCUUCUACACCCCUGUCUCUUGCACCCGCGUCCAAACUGCUCACACCGGCGGACAACAAGGGUCUCAUGAGGACCAACGGAUCUAAGCAUGAAGAACACGAAGCCGCUGUUGAGUCACAAACUGAACGCGACGGAAAUGACAGCCGUGAGGCAAUUGAUCACCGGAUAUCGAGAGUCCGCAGCGUUCCUGUUGAGGUCCGCCGACGAAUUAGAGCAACUGUUGCUGCAGCAACCAUAGAGCUACGUGUACGUAGCGAGUGGUCAACAGCUCGGCUCAUAAGGUCUCCGACGAGGCUGAAAACCGGAGACAUGAACGCUAGCAUACGAACGAACCUCGUUUACCCCUCGUUUGACCGUCUUACCGACGGUCGGUAACGAGUUAUUCGUUUAUCCUUCACCGGGAAGUCCCGGGACCACACGGCAGUACGCUGCACCAACGAAACUUAUCCCCAAGGAUCUUGAAGAAGACCGGAGUUUCCUAUCUUACGAGCGAGAGCUUCUCCAGUCGGAGUGUGACCUUCGGGGAGAAUCUGAAGAACCCUGAGGUGUUUCGUCGGUCACCAUGGAUCCUUGUUAGAGAACGCAAUUCCACGCGAAACGAGUUCUUAGGGCUAGGUUAUAAGGGAACUAUUCAAAACAGGGUGUACAUAGAGAGGAUUUACAGAUAUUUACUUAACUAUCGAUAAGCUUAAGCUUAAGAGAUUAACGAGAGACAGUAUGUGUGCGUGUGUGUAUGCUCGAAUGCGUGUGCCAGGCUUUGAAACAGAACGAGCAAGUCGUUGCUCGAAAGUACUGGCGGAUGAUGCCGCGGAUUUCCGGUACGCUGUUCGAAGUUACCCUCUUUUGUUUGUCUUAUUUAAGCUCGCUACUUCGAACCGUCAGACAUAGCAAUCGCUGUUUACCCGACUGAGAACGAUGUACAUACGGUCGGCCGUAAAACUAGCAAUCCCGCGAAUGAGGGAUGAAGCGUGAAAACACGAGGCAGUCGGGUAAACGCGAGGUAGCCUGAAUGUACGAGACGAUGAAGAGAAUGUUGCUGUCACACAUGUAUAUAGAAGAACGCGUACGCUCGUGCGUGAACAUGUGUACAUAAAUAGGUCGUAGGACAAGAUGGAUGUUCGUUCUUUUUAUUGUUUACUUCUCUUUUUUAUUGGUCACCCACCAUCGAGGAAACGACCAGGUGAUUGGCGAUUAGUCGCAUGCUGACCGAGCAACGGUCCGCUAGAGAGCAUAGUACUUGAAUUGUGUAGGUUGAACCGCGGAUGCGAAACAUAGUUUUACUUCGGAGAAUUUAAGGGGAAAUAUUGUAUAAGACGUUUUUGUGAAAUUUCGUUAUUGGGAAAAGGAUUUAGUUUAUUUGCUAUAAUUGUGACCAGGUGUAAUUUAAGGAAAUUUACUGCAAAUUGGUUAAAAGAUUAAACUGUGUAAAAUUAAUCUCUUCAAGGAUGUGUUCUUUUUAUAUGUAUUUGAAGUUUAUAUUCUGUUGUCUAUAAAAUUUGUAGUAAUGUGUAAUGUAUAACGUUGAAUUAUUUCUGUUUCUAAUUUUAAAAAUCAUCCUUGAAGAGGUUAAGUUAAAAGUUGUAAACAGAAUCUUGCACUUCUAAUAAAUGACAAAUUUAAAUUUUAAAUAAAUCAAAUUUUAAUAUCCUUAUAGAUUCAUUGAACUUUUUAGUCAAAAUUGAAUUUAUCAUAUUUUAAUAAAGUAUACCUUUUACCUAGAUGUAAUAUUAAAAUUGUAACAACGCUACAGGAUUUAAAAAUAGGACAAUGUUUUAAACCUGGAAAGUUUUAACGAUGCAAAAUGGACCCUUUGCACUCAGAAGUAUGUUUUAGCAACCCUAAAAUAUUUUGUUGAGAAACUUAAUGAAUUCUUUCUAAGUUUCUACUAAUGUGUUUCGUUGUGUAUUAUUAGCACCCUAGAUUUAAUUAAAAACUUAUUUCAUUUUGUUGAGUUGAAUGAGCUACCUUCUGAGUGCAAAGAGUUGAAAUUAAAACACUGUUCCAAACUUGAAAUUAGGACAAUGUUCCAAAACCUCAAAAUUGUAACAGUGCAAAACUAAAAUUGGGACAAUGUUCCAAAACUUGAAAACUGCAGUCCAGAAUUAAAAUUAAAACAAUGCUCCAGGAUUUAAAAAUGAUAACAUUGUAAAA